AUGGAUGAUAGAGAGAUUUCCCAAAUUAUUGAGAUGGGUUCUCACCUCUUCGCCGCUGUAGAGCGGCAAGAUCAGGAGGCUGUCAGGUACUUGCUCACUGUCGAGAACGCACCUACAUGGUAUCAAGAACCAGAAUCCGGAUGGACGGCUCUUCAUCUCGCUGCAUCGCUAGAGAACUCGGAAUUGAUUUCCAUUUUACUUGAUAAUUCUGCCUUGUGGAAUGCAGUGGAUGCUUGCGGAUAUAACGCUGGAGAUGUCGCAUUGUCCCUUAACAAUGAAAAGUUCCCGAAUGCACCAAGCGAUAUACAGGCAGAUCCGAGAUGCAGGCAUUCGGACAGAAUUCCUCCUGCGACGCUUGGAUCGAAAAGCAGAGGGCCUUCAGAGUCACAAUUAAUCCUCAAAUCUUCCGAGGAUAGUUCUGCAGGAUCCCCCUCCAAGUUCUUGGCAUCGAGGCUUCGGUUCACAAAAGAUAAUAACGGGCAGGAAAUUUGCCUUGCAUCGCUCAACGGUUCGGAGGAGGUUGGCGUUAUGAUGGGCUGGGAGUCUGUGCUGGAAACAGUCAAAGAACUUUACCGAGGUCUUGAAACUGAUGGUAGCAUCCACGUAUUGAAUAUUGGUUUCGGAUUGGGUAUUAUUGACACUAUUUUUCAAACUUAUAAUUCCUCGCCGCCAACCAAACAUUUCAUUAUUGAGCCCCAUCCUGAUGUACUCGCGCACAUGCGGGAAAAUGGGUGGUACGAGAAGCCUGGUGUGAAGAUACUUGAAGGGAAGUGGCAGGACUUCACCGAAAGUGAGGAAUUGUACGCUGUCGGUGGCUUCGAUAUUAUCUAUACCGACACCUUCUCGGAAGACUACAGUGACCUGUUGGAGUUUUUCGAACACGCCACAGGUCUCUUACGGGAUCAAAAUUCGCGCUUCUCUUUCUUUAACGGCCUGGGGGCGACAAACGCUACGUUUUAUGACGUUUAUACAAAUCUGGCAGAGAUGCAUCUUUCUGAAAUUGGGUUAUUAACACGGUGGACAGACGUUGAUCUGACUGACUCCAAUGAAAACGGAGAAACAGACGUUUGGGGAAAAACACGCGUAUACUUUAAUUUGCCUAUCUAUCGGAUGCCGAUUUGCCAGAUGAUGCAGUAA
Cantharellus anzutake is the source of this 1137-nucleotide messenger RNA. Its product is annotated as arginine methyl transferase. The transcript is spliced from 8 exons. Gene Ontology annotation, molecular function: protein arginine N5-methyltransferase activity; protein binding. The record is from RefSeq and is a predicted model, not a curated record. NCBI's taxonomy places the organism in Eukaryota, Fungi, Basidiomycota, Agaricomycetes, Cantharellales, Hydnaceae. Gene Ontology annotation, cellular component: nucleus; cytoplasm. Gene Ontology annotation, biological process: peptidyl-arginine methylation. Bases 1 to 1137 code for a protein of 378 amino acids.